This is a messenger RNA of Drosophila erecta, 1066 nucleotides long. RefSeq names its product serine/threonine-protein phosphatase 4 catalytic subunit. The transcript is spliced from 2 exons. NCBI's taxonomy places the organism in Eukaryota, Metazoa, Arthropoda, Insecta, Diptera, Drosophilidae. The record is from RefSeq and is a predicted model, not a curated record. Gene Ontology annotation, biological process: double-strand break repair via homologous recombination; peptidyl-serine dephosphorylation. Gene Ontology annotation, molecular function: protein serine/threonine phosphatase activity. Gene Ontology annotation, cellular component: cytoplasm; nucleus. The coding region runs from base 140 to 1066 and encodes 308 amino acids.
AUUGAUUUUCCAGACCAUGGCCCGCAUCGUUGAGAGCAAUGCCCAUACUAAAACAGCAAAUAGUUUCUUUCCCAUCACUGUUGCCCAGUGACGUCGCCGACUUAAGAAUAGAGAUGAUGCUUGCCUUGUGACCUGAGGAAUGAGUGAUGCGGAUCGUCUGGUGGAAAAUCUGCGCCAUGUGCCGGUCCGCCUGCCCAAGGAGUUGGAGGUUCGCCAGCUGUGCCGCUCGUUGAGUGACUUGCUCAUCGGCGAGGCGAAUCUACUGAGCCUGCAGAGUCCGCAAAUCGUAUGCGGCGACAUUCACGGGCAGUUCGAGGAUCUGCUCCACCUGCUGGAACUGGGCGGAUCGGUGCAGCAACAUCGCUACUUGUUCCUGGGUGACAUGGUGGAUCGCGGCAAAAACAGCGUGGAGACCUUUCUCAUGCUAGCUGCUCUCAAGGUGCGACAUCCGGCACAGAUUAGCCUGUUACGGGGUAACCAUGAGUGUCGCAGUGCCACUCGAUCCUAUGGAUUUUACGACGAGUGCCUUGCACAGUACGGCUCUGCGAAUGUUUGGAGGAUGUGCUGCCGUGUUUUCGAUCUCUUGCCGCUGGCGGCGAUAAUUGAUGGCCACAUAUUUUGCGUUCAUGGCGGCCUGUCGCCGGAUAUCCAGCGAUUGGAUGAAUUUCGUACACUGGACCGCUGCCACGAGAUUCCCGAAAGUGGAGUCAUAGCUGAUCUCCUCUGGAGCGAUCCCCAGGAAACGCCUGGAUGGACGGCGUCGCCACGUGGGCACGGAAAACUCUUUGGUGGCGAUGUCGUGGAGGAGUUCACCCGCAACAAUGGCAUCUCUCUCAUAUGCAGAGCUCACCAGUUGGCCAGGGAUGGCUUUCGGUGGCAUUUUGGGCAACAGCUUGUGACCAUCUGGUCAGCACCCAACUAUUGCUAUCGCUGCGGCAACAAAGCGGCAAUACUGCGUUUAAAUUCUGUUGGGGAUUACGAUUUUGAAGUGUUUGAAGCGCAGGCGCUGCACUCCAAGCCGCAGCCUAGGAAACCGAAAAAGCGUUGUCGUCAAUUUUUUCUAUGA